Messenger RNA from Cryptococcus amylolentus CBS 6039, 1275 nucleotides. RefSeq lists its product as hypothetical. The transcript has 2 exons. The record is from RefSeq and is a predicted model, not a curated record. NCBI's taxonomy places the organism in Eukaryota, Fungi, Basidiomycota, Tremellomycetes, Tremellales, Cryptococcaceae. The coding region runs from base 83 to 1114 and encodes 343 amino acids.
CUUACAACCAAACAAAUCGAUCCUAAACCCUCAGUAUGACAGACCAGAUCCCAGCAGUCCCCAACGCCUUCCGGAAGACGUCAUGUCCGUCCUCUUGGGACACGUCGGCGCCACCGCCAGCCCUUCCGCCCUCGCCGCCUUUUUGCGCGUCUCUCGCUACUUCCACAAGAGACUCAUUCCCUUCCUUUACGCAUCACCGACGCUUACCCAACGGAAUAACUUUGGAUUCUUCUACCCGCUCUACUAUGACGACCACAAAAUCGAUGACGAUGAGAGGGAACGAUGGUGGCAAGGAGACCUAGCGGACAAGAAGUCGGCAGUCGCCAGAAGGCUGGCUAUGCUGGGACAUGUGCAGCGUGUCACCUUUCAGGAUGAUGUCACUGCAGAGAUGUGCAAUUCUGCGGUCUCUGGGUUUCUUGCGCAGGGUCUUGACAGCCCACCCAGGGAAUGGUACGGGUACACAUCCAGCAGCCAAGACGAUCCUUCUCUCGCCCGUAGCCUCCUCUUUUAUGGCCGCGCUUGCACCCUCGUCCACCUCCCCAGCAGGUUCCUAGGAGGCCUACUGUUUCUCCCAUUCAACGGGGAGGAUCGACGGGUCCAGACAUUCCAAUCGAUGCUGGGGUCAUUUGGGGUGUUGUCGAUCCAACAGCCAGGAAGUUCAGGGGGAUGCCAUAGAUUUGACGAGUCACGUUAUCUGGAACCAAUCCUUCAAAGGGUCAAGCCCCUCGUGCUCUUGAUCAGCGACUACAGCAGUAUCAACUGCGCCGGGAUAGUCUCUCCCUUCCAACGCGGUAUUGUCAUUCGCCUCUUGGGCAGUACUCGGUCAAUCGCACAGACUGAGCGAGUCGUGGUGUUCUUGUCGCGUCAUAUGAGACUCACACAGGAGCCCCUCUUCUACAUUGUGUACAACUUUCCAAUGGAUGAAGCGAGCUACGACUACAGUAACGGCAAACGGGUCAGAAACUUGAUCCUCAACUGUGCUUUUGCGGAAGCCUUCCAAUCGCCUCAAGAGAGGGUCGUGAGGCUGGAGGUCAUCAUGCAAGGCCCUGAAUCGAAUGCUGCUACAGUGGAGAGGAUGAGGGAUGAUAUUUUUGAGUUGAUGAAGAAAGGUUGAGGGACAAAUUGUAGCUUUGGGGCGACCACGGGUAUCUUGUCAGUAGACUGAAAAGGGCAGUCAGUCUAUCAACUCCCUCUACUUGAUAUAGCACUAUACUAGCUAUAUGGAAGUUUCUUAUAUGUUCUUAUAUACCUGCCUUCGCAUGAGCUACUGUUCCA